Messenger RNA from Fomitiporia mediterranea MF3/22, 696 nucleotides. RefSeq lists its product as uncharacterized. The transcript has 3 exons. The record is from RefSeq and is a predicted model, not a curated record. NCBI's taxonomy places the organism in Eukaryota, Fungi, Basidiomycota, Agaricomycetes, Hymenochaetales, Hymenochaetaceae. The coding region runs from base 1 to 696 and encodes 231 amino acids.
AUGUUCAGCAUGACGACAUGCGUCACGCUCGAAGACGGUAGUGAAGCCAUCGUCCAGUUCAAAGAUGAUGAAAUCGAUACGACCAAGGUUGCAUUAGCACGAGGUCUGCUGGGCGAGAUCGUCCCCAGUACUUUCGCCGUUAGGAAUUCGAAGGCACAUUUCGCCUACAUCUCCAAGCUUGUCAAGGGUAAAAUAUGGCCAGAGUGUGAGUGCACCAUCGAACAGAACUGCCACGUGGCAUCCCAGCUUGGCAAAGUGUUGCCACGAUGCAUCGUCAACACAUCCAGUGACAGCGUCGUCGAUUUCUUUGUUCUGUUGCUCACCGAAUGCAGCCAACUCAAAGUCCUACCACUCGCUCUGUGCCAUAUUGAUCUCAAUGCUCAGAAUAUUCUGCUUGACGAAAACUACAAUAUAAGCAGCCUAAUUGGUUGGGAACUAGCAGAUCUGAUGCCUCUGGGCUCGAAUGCUUGGUGCAUCCGGUAUUUGAGUGUAGAUACCAUUCGUGGGAAGGACUAUAUAUCGGAUAAAAGCCAACUUAUGGCUGAAGCAUUCUGGAAAAGUUUCAUUGCAGGCAUGCUGGAGGGCCUUCGUGCACACAGAGAUGCUAUUGUCAUAGCUAUGCAAAUUAGCUAUAUCUUUUCUGUAUUUUUUGGGAAUGGCGGCCCUCUGGCAGAUGAACUGCCUUUGAUUUUUUAA